AUGGUCAAACUUGCUGAGUUUUCUCGAACAGCCACGUUCACGUGGUCACAUGACAAAAUCCCAUUGUUGGUCUCUGGCACUGUGUCAGGCACCGUGGACGCCAAUUUCUCCACGGAUUCGUCUCUAGAGCUGUGGUCUCUGCUGACCACCGACUCGGAGAAGCCCGUGGCCUCUUUACAAGUCGACUCUAAAUUCAAUGACUUGGACUGGUCUCAUAACAACAAAACCAUUGCCGGUGCUCUAGAUAAUGGUACUUUGGAAUUGUACUCUGUCGGUGACGCCCACGAUACUAUUGUCUCCACGGCCAAGUUUAGCAACCAUUCUUCCUCCGUGAAGACCGUAAAAUUCAACUCUAAGCAGGACAACGUUCUAGCCUCUGGUGGUAAUAAUGGCGAGAUUUUCAUCUGGGACAUGAACAAAUGCACCGAAUCUCCCUCCAGCUACACUCCCUUGACCCCGGGCCAAUCGAUGUCGUCUGUUGACGAGGUCAAUUCCCUGGCGUGGAACCAAUCUCUGGCCCAUGUCUUCGCAUCUGCCGGGUCGUCUAAUUUUGCAUCUAUUUGGGACUUGAAGGCUAAAAAGGAAGUCAUCCAUCUAAGUUACACCUCGCCCAACUCAGGCAUCAAGCAACAACUAUCUGUUGUCGAAUGGCAUCCAAAGAACUCCACAAGAGUGGCAACCGCUACGGGCAGUGAUAAUGAUCCAUCUAUCCUUGUCUGGGAUUUAAGAAACGCAAACACUCCCUUGCAGACUUUGAGCCAAGGUCAUCAAAAGGGUAUUUUAUCUCUAGACUGGUGCCACCAAGACGAAAACCUGCUGCUGUCCAGUGGCAGAGACAACACCGUGCUACUAUGGAACCCUGAAUCAGCUGAACAACUGUCUCAGUUCCCAACCCGUGGUAAUUGGUGUUUCAAGACCAAGUUCGCACCAGAGGCUCCCGAUCUAUUUGCCUGUGCCUCCUUUGACAAUAGGAUUGAGGUUCAAACUCUUCAAAAUCUAACAAAUACUUUGGACGAACAAGAAUCUGAAACUAAGCAACAAGAAUCUGACACUGAUUUCUGGAAUAAUGUGUCUCGAGAGGAAUCGAAGGAGAAACCUACCGUUUUCCAUUUACAGGCUCCAUCUUGGUAUGGAGAACCAUCCCCAGCGGCCCACUGGGCUUUUGGUGGUAAACUGGUCCAAAUUACCCCCGACGGUAAGGGUGUUUCCAUCACAAACCCUAAAGUGUCAGGUUUAGAGCCAAACACCGCCCUGAGUGAAGCAUUGAAAUCUAAGGACUUUAAACCAUUGAUAAAUCAAAGAUUGGUUAAAGUUAUUGAUGACGUCAACGAAGAGGACUGGAACUUAUUGGAAAAGCUAUCCAUGGAUGGCACCGACGAGUUCUUAAAAGAAGCUUUUGCAUUCGACAACGAUGACUCUGAUGCGCAGGAUGAUGCUGCCAGCGAUAACCAAGAUGACGGCGAAGAGUUCUUCCAACAAAUUGAGACCAACUUUCAACCCAAGAACAACUUCACUUUGGCUGAUAACAUCGAACACACCAUUUCUAAGAAUUUGGUUUCUGGUAAUAUCAAAAGCGCAGUGAAAAACUCUUUGAAAAAUGACUUGUUAAUGGAGGCCAUGAUUAUUGCAUUGGACUCGAAUGAUGAAAGACUGAAGGAAAGCGUUAAAAGUGCUUACUUCACCAAGUAUGGCUCCAAAUCAUCAUUAUCGAGAAUACUAUACUCCAUUUCUCAAAAGAAAGUGGACGACCUGGUUGAGAAUCUGGAUGUUUCCCAAUGGAAAUUAAUUUUUAAGGCCAUCCAAAACUUGCAUCCAAAUGACGUAACUCGGAAAAAUGAAAUGUUAAUCAAAUUGGGUGACAGGUUGAAGGAAAACGGUCAUAGACAAGACUCAUUGACCUUGUACCUGGCUGCUGGUUCAUUAGAUAAAGUAGCCUCAAUUUGGUUGGCAGAGUUCUCAGAUUUAGAAGACAAAUUGAAAGAGGACAGUAAGACAGUUUAUGAAGCCCAUUCUGAAUGCCUAACUGAAUUCAUUGAGAGAUUCACCGUCUUCUCUAGUUUCAUCCAUGGCAACAUCACCAUCAAUAAUGAACAACUGAUUUCUAAAUUUUUGGAAUUUAUUAAUUUGACUACUUCCACAGGUAAUUUUGAACUAGCCACCGAAUUCUUGAACACUCUACCAAGUGAUAACGAAGAAGUUAAAACAGAGAAGGCCCGUGUUUUGACUGCCUCUGGUAAAUCCUUGGCAGUGCAAAACGCAACAGCAACAGCAACAAGAAAGGGCAAAUACGCAAACCCCAAGGUUAAUAAGAACGUUCCGGUACCCCCAACUUCUGGAAUGCCAUCCACUACGUCUAUUUCUGGUAUGCAAACUCCAUAUUAUGGAGUGACGCCAGCCACUGGCGCGGGUGCUCCAAAACCUUAUGUCCCAACUGUCACUGCAGCUGUUCCUGUUCAUACAGACGGCAAAUAUGCCCCACCACACCAACCUUCAAUGGCCUCGCCUUUUGCUAACAGAACCAAUAGCUCUACGAGAUUAAACUCGUUCGCUCCUCCACCUAAUCCAUAUGCUACCGCAGCAGCAGCUUCAACGACAACCACAUCAGCUCCAACAUUUCCACAAAACUCUUUUGCUCCCAUUCAACCUGGAAUGCCUAUCAUGAAUGAUUUCAACGCUCAGUCUAGUUCCAUCCCUCCACAUUCACCAAUUAACGCUGUAUCGGGUCAAACGCCACACCUCAACCGUAAGGCCAAUGACGGUUGGAAUGAUUUACCAUUGAAGGUCAAGGAAAGACCGUCCCGUGCUAAAGCUGUAUCCGUUGCACCUCCAAAUAUUCUAUCAGCUGCAACUUCAUCGAACGGUGUUCCUACAUAUGCUGCUAAUACCAUGCCUCCACCUCCACUUUCAAGAGCUCCAUCUUCUGUGUCAAUGGUAUCUCCACCUCCACACAAGUCGUCUAGAGUUCCAUCGUUGGUUGCAACAUCUGAGUCACCAAGGGCAUCUGUUUCAAAUCCAUAUGCUCCCUCUCAAUCAACACAACAACCCCCUGUAGGAAUUCCAUCUCUAAAAAGCCCAACUCCAACUCCUAUUCAACCACCAUCAUCUAACCCAUAUGCUCCUCCACUACAACCAAGAGUAGCCACACCAUUGACUUCAGGUGUGCCUUCAACUUCUUUACCAAAGGCUUCCAAUCCAUAUGCGCCAGCUGCCGCAGCUCAGCCAAAUGGAUCGUCCUAUCCUUCAACCAAUGCAUACUCGAAUAACCAUACCAUGACUCCUAUAGCCUCUCAGCCUCCUAUUUCCAAUAAGGGAGCCGCUGGCCCACCUCCAGUUAGUAUGAAGAAGAGGAGCAACAAAUUGGCCAGUAUAGAUCAAAAGCCACCUCAGGCAGCUGCUUUUCCUCCAUCACUUUCAAGUUCAGCCUCUCCGCUACAAACCUCCCAACCGCCAACACUGGCUACACCAACCAACACGUCCACUGAGAAUGUGAAUAAUGAAGUCCCAGCAGAUCAGCAACCUAUUGUUGACUUUCUAAAAGAAGAAUUGGCUCGCGUGACACCUUUGACGCCAAAGGAGUACACAAAACAAUUGAAGGACUGUGAUAAAAGACUAAAGAUCCUUUUCUACCAUUUAGAAAAGCAAGAUUUGAUAACUCAACCAACAAUCGAUCGUCUACACGAUUUAGUCGCACUAAUGAAAGAAAAGAAAUAUAAAGAAGCUAUGGCCGUCCACGCGGAUAUCGCUACAAACCAUGCCCAAGAAGGUGGUAACUGGCUAACAGGUGUAAAGAGAUUAAUCGGCAUAGCCGAAGCUACUCUAAAUUAA
Saccharomyces eubayanus is the source of this 3825-nucleotide messenger RNA. It is a transcript of the gene SEC31, whose product is annotated as Sec31p. Gene Ontology annotation, molecular function: protein binding; structural molecule activity. Gene Ontology annotation, biological process: intracellular protein transport; endoplasmic reticulum organization; COPII-coated vesicle cargo loading. Bases 1 to 3825 code for a protein of 1274 amino acids. The record is from RefSeq and is a predicted model, not a curated record. Gene Ontology annotation, cellular component: COPII vesicle coat; endoplasmic reticulum exit site. NCBI's taxonomy places the organism in Eukaryota, Fungi, Ascomycota, Saccharomycetes, Saccharomycetales, Saccharomycetaceae. The transcript has a single exon.